Aureobasidium melanogenum CBS 110374 is the source of this 1488-nucleotide messenger RNA. Its product is annotated as glycoside hydrolase. The record is from RefSeq and is a predicted model, not a curated record. Gene Ontology annotation, molecular function: hydrolase activity, hydrolyzing O-glycosyl compounds. The transcript is spliced from 2 exons. The coding region runs from base 1 to 1488 and encodes 495 amino acids. Lineage: Eukaryota; Fungi; Ascomycota; Dothideomycetes; Dothideales; Saccotheciaceae.
AUGAUCCCGAUCUGGAUUUCUGGUUUGGCAGCAGCUGCGGUUGCUCCUGCCCUCAUCUCUGCCAUACCUCAUGGAACGCAUUCGCCUUUAACAAACCACGCUAUCGCUGCCGGUGACUUCGUCUCGGUCGAUGGAUCCAAACUCAAAGACCGUCAGGGCACUGUAUACCUUACUGGAAUGAACUACUGGUCUUGCAUGAAUUUGGCCGCCGACAACCACGUAGGAGGAAACUACUCACGCUUCAUCACCGAGCUGGAUCAGAUGCAAGCUCAUGGGAUCAAUCAUCUUCGUAUCAUGGCAUCUUCUGAAGGUGCUCCUUCGUGGCAGCCUUUCAGGAUGUAUCCUGCCUUGAUGGAAGCUCCUGGUGCUUACAACGAAGCCAUCUUUGUCGGCCUUGAUCGCUGCUUGAAUGAGAUGGGUAAGAGAGGUAUGAGAGCUACCAUGACUCUCGCAAACGAAUGGCAAUGGUCAGGAGGUUUUGCGCAGUACGUCAGUUGGUCUACGAACGAUAGUCAGAUUCCAUACCCCUCAUCGUGGAACUUAACAGCUCCACCACAACGUUCGACACCUGGCACUGGCUGGGGCAAUUAUACAGUCGAAGGUGUGAACGCAGCACCUUACAGCAACUUUACCGCCUACGCGAACCAGUUCUAUACCAUUCCAAAAUGCCAGGAGUGGUACCAAGCACACAUCUCCAAGGUUCUCAACCGCGUGAACACAGUCAACGGCCGUGUAUACAAAGAGGAUGCAACAGUCAUGACAUGGCAAUUGGCCAAUGAACCUCAACCCGCCGUGGUACCGACUGAAUACCUCGGCCCCUACUCCCUUGAACUCCCACCAGCACCAGAAGAUCCCGUCAUUCCAUGGGUCAAGAACAGUAGUGCCUACAUCAAGUCUCUCGCCCCCAAACAACUCGUCAACGUCGGAUUUGAAGGCAAGCAAGGGAAAUGGUACUAUCAGGCCGUACAUAACUUCUCUACCGUCGACUAUGCAACCACUCACUGCUGGGUACAGAAUUGGGGUGUCUAUGACAUGCUAAACUCAUCAAGUGCAAACCUCGAAGCUGCAAAGAAUUUUGCGACUGCAUUUGUAGCCAACUCUAGCGAAUGGAGUAAGGAAAUCGACAAACCUGUUUAUCUGGAGGAAUUUGGAAUGGCUAGGGAUAAUUGGGAGAAUGUAGGAAAAGAGUAUCUGUAUCUGAGCUCGGCUGGUACAAGCAACAAGGAUGAGUACUUCAAUACCAUCAUCGGAGCUGUCAUGGACGAUUUCAAGUCUCAGAAUGGUUCGUACAUUGGUACGUCUCCAUGGGCAUAUGGCGGUUUGUAUCGCCCAGAGACGCAACAUGCAAACGCAUUCGGCGAGAUCUGGGCCGGUGACCCGCCACACGAGGCCCCUGGCUGGUACGAUUUGUACGACACCGAUGAGGCCAUGAACAUCGUGUAUCGCCAACAACAAGAUAUAGCCAAGUUCUUGGGCAAGGGCAGUUGA